UCUAUAACUUGCUUUGAAUGUGGUGGCAUGGGACAUAUUAGGAGGGAUUGUCCUAGUAUGGCACAGUUUAGCUCAGGUCGUGGCAGAGGUUUUCAAGGUACUGCAAAUAGAGGUGGUCGAACGUCAGGCUUUGAUAGAGGUUCAGGUCGAGGUUCUGGCUUUAAUGCGAAUAAGGAAGGCGGAGCCUCAACUUCAGCACAACCUAUGCAAGGUACCCAAACUAAUAAACCUGUUGUACAACCUAGAGUAUUUGCUUUGACUCAACAAGAGGCAGCGGCUUCUCCAGAUGUUAUUUCUGGUGCUCGUUUUGGCAACGACGGUGCAAGUAGAAAGUAAGGCAGCUUUUGACGAUAUUUUGGACUAGUUUGGUUGUUGUGUGUUAGCAAGGCAAUCUACAGUACAGUUGACUAGAGAGGGAGUUGGGCUUAGAGUUUGGGCUUGAGACAUAGAGGUUGGCCACAUCUCCGAGUUUUGAGAUGCCUUGUUGUUUUUGUUUAGAAUAAACUUAUUUGUACCUAAAUAUAUA
Molecule: messenger RNA, 526 nt
Organism: Mercurialis annua (annual mercury)
Lineage: Eukaryota; Viridiplantae; Streptophyta; Magnoliopsida; Malpighiales; Euphorbiaceae
Exons: 3
Coding region: 28-336 (102 amino acids)
Source: RefSeq, a predicted model, not a curated record